Messenger RNA from Ostreococcus lucimarinus CCE9901, 1629 nucleotides. RefSeq lists its product with no specific name. The transcript has a single exon. The coding region runs from base 1 to 1629 and encodes 542 amino acids. Gene Ontology annotation, cellular component: U2-type prespliceosome; U1 snRNP. NCBI's taxonomy places the organism in Eukaryota, Viridiplantae, Chlorophyta, Mamiellophyceae, Mamiellales, Bathycoccaceae. Gene Ontology annotation, biological process: mRNA cis splicing, via spliceosome. The record is from RefSeq and is a predicted model, not a curated record. Gene Ontology annotation, molecular function: RNA binding; protein binding.
AUGUCCGAGGCGCAGACCGAGCGCGCGGACGCGCGAACGGCGACGCGGGAGGCGCAAACGCUUCGUCAUCCAGAGGGACAUCUUGAACGAGAGGCGACGACGGCGGCGACGACGGCGUGGGAAACGCACGUCGCGCCGGAUGGGCGAACGUAUUACUAUCACCCGGAGACGCGGCGGAGCACGUACGCGAAGCCGGAGGAGAUGAUGACGACGAUGGAGCGCGCGGAGGCGGCGACGCGGUGGCGAAAGUUUACGGCGCCGGCGGCGGACUCGACGGGAGCGAUGAAGACGUAUUGGGCACACGAGGACACGGGAGUGACGACGUGGGAGACGCCGAAGGAGAUUGAGGAGGUGAGGGAGAUCGUGCGGCGAGCGGAGGCGCGGGCGACGGGGCCGGGAGGUCGAGGAACGGGAGCGGGGCGCGCGGAGAGUCGAAACGAGAGCGGACGAGCGAGCGGCGAGGAUGCGGCGCCGUUUGCGAAGGAAUACGCGAGUAUGGAGGAAGCGAAACAGGCGUUUAAGAAGAUGCUCGCCGAGUACGGCGUUCGGGGAUCGACGAAGUGGGAUGAAGUGGUGAAUCGAGCUGGGGCGGAUGCGCGGUUUUCGGCGCUGCGGUCGACGGGGGAGAAGAAGCAGUGUUUGAAUGAGUAUCAGAUGGCGCAGGCGAAGAUCGAGCGCGAGGCGAAGAGAAUGGCGGAAAAGAAGGCGCGCGAGGCGUUUAGAGCGAUGCUCGAGGAGCACGGAGAAGCGUUGGGCUUGACGUCGAAUUCCAGAUUGUCGCGAGACGGAUCGCUGGAGCAGGCGCUGCGGGACGACGCGCGGUGGCGCGCGGUGACUGAUCAACGCGAACGUGCGGAAAUAUUUGAAGACUACACGCGAGAUUUACGUGUGCGCGAAAAACACGAGCGCGAGCACACGAAAACGAAGCGUGCUUCGGAGUUUAGGGAGUGUUUGAUCGAAGCUGGCGCGACGUCAGAGAUGACGUGGCGAAAGAUUUAUGAAGUCGUCAAGGACGACCCGCGAUGCGAGCGAUGCGAACCUUUGGCUCGUUUGGAUGUGUUCGAAAGCAUAGUGCGUGAUUUGGCUCGCGCAGAGAGGGCCAAACUCGAAGUCGAGCGCAAGGCCAAAGCGCGCGAAGAGCGCAAGCGUCGCGAAGACUUUGUUGCGCUGCUCGCCGAGUCGCAAGCCGACGGCAUCAUAACGCCACGGAUGCCGUGGAAGUCGUUCGUGAAGCGCAUCGAGAACGACGAGCGAUACGUCAGAUUGUGUCAAAACCUCGAUGGAUCGCGACCGCGCGAGUUAUUUGAGGAUUUAAUCGACGAGAUCGAGGGCGAGAUUGAUCGAAAGUUGGACGAUUUUGAAGACUUGCUGCGCGACGGAUACAAGGCGCGCGAGUUGCACGGCAACACGACGUGGGAAAAGGCGGAGAAGCUGUACAGACACGACAAGGCUUGGAAGCAAGCGCCUCGGGACGAGGCGCGUAAGCUGUUUGUGAAGUUUAUCGCGAAAGUUUUCCGGCGUGAGCAAGAGAAAGAGCGCCGUAAGCGCGAGGGCAUUCGCAGCGAGGACGACGCGGACAGGCCGUCGUCGCGCAAAAAGUCUCGUCGCGAUCGUAGCGCGAGUCGAUGA